This is a messenger RNA of Racocetra persica, 387 nucleotides long. Lineage: Eukaryota; Fungi; Glomeromycota; Glomeromycetes; Diversisporales; Gigasporaceae. The record is from the annotation of a GenBank genome assembly.
AUGCCACGGUCCAAAGUAACUAAAGCAUGUGAUACUUGUAGACAUUUAAAAGCCAAAUGCGAAAAGCUUGAUCAGGGUACUAAGUGCAGUAAAUGCAUAAAGCGUAAUGUUGAAUGCACUUAUUCGGUUCAACAAAGAAGACGAGGGCCCAAACCAAAAUCUCCGAAUGACAAAAAUAUCCCUACAAUUAGUAGAGAUUCUUCCAGCAAUAAUAAUGUCAUCCUUGCUUUUAAUAGAGAAUUUUCCAGCAAUAAUAAUGAAAAUAUCCUUAUACUUAGUAGAAAUUCUUCCAGUAAUAACUAUCAACAAGAUGACUAUGAUACUUCAACUUCCAUCUCAUUAUUGCCGUACUCAUAUGAAAAUAUUCCGGGUCAUGAAGAAUAUAUU